Molecule: messenger RNA, 1950 nt
Organism: Aureobasidium pullulans EXF-150
Lineage: Eukaryota; Fungi; Ascomycota; Dothideomycetes; Dothideales; Saccotheciaceae
Exons: 2
Coding region: 1-1950 (649 amino acids)
Source: RefSeq, a predicted model, not a curated record
AUGGCAGAACAAGACGGCAAUACGAGUAUUGCGGCACGCAUCGCCGCCUUGAAGUUGGACCAAGUAGGUCGGCAACCUGGUGCAAAGGCAGCUGCUCCCACAGUACCAAAAAAGAGAUCGGAAAUCCCAUCGAGACAACAGACGACCAAUGUGCCUCCUGUUGGAGUUCACGUAUCUGCAGCCGAUGCAGGCCACGAUAUUGGAAACCAGCCUUCCGCGGGUGAAAUGAGUGGAGUAGUUGAGCGUGCUCCUCCGACGAUUCCAAACAGGCCAGCCAGAAGUACUGCACCUAAACUACCACCGAGACAACCAUCUGGACCAUCUCCGCAGCUACCACCCAGGAGGCCAUCGGAAAUACCCUCAAACUUUUCCGGAAGGCCGGAUAUCAGUAGGAAGCAAUCAACUGAAUCCGUGACAUCAACUAGGUCGUCAAUCUCGACGGCAUCCACUCGGACUGGUCUGAGCUCCGCGACGAGCAACUCUGGACCGCUCUAUACAAUUCGAGCACCCUCGUUCGAUGCAUCAUCGCUUCCCCCUUUGCCUCCUAAGAGAGCACCUAGUCUACCAGAACGUGGUCCUGUUUUGCAGCAAAGCAAGUCAUCACCCAAUGUCCUGCCUGCCGUACAGGAGCCUGCGCGACCUCAACUACCCUCUAGGCCUCAAUUGCCCUCAAGAAAUCCUUCGUCCUCUCAGAGCGUAGCAGAACAGAGCACUGUUAAAUCUGCGGCUCCUAAAAGGUCCGCGCUGUCUUUGGGCUUUAACAACACCGCCAAACCACCUCCAGUCCCAGAUGCAAGACCGGGAUCUGACGCCCCACCACCAAUUCCUGCAUCUUCUCGACCAGAUCUCUCCAAGUUGUUAGCAUCCAAGCCAACUCCAGGCCAAGGAUCUUGCCUGAAAUGUCGAGAUUUCUUCAUUGUUGAUGCCCACGCCGCACGAUUUCCACGACAAUCGAUACCAUCUCAAGAUCUUGGCUGGCUUGCUCAAUCGCUGACGUCCCCCUUCCCAUCAUUGACCGACAAAGCUCGAGCAAUCUUUGUUUGGCUACACCAUAACAUUGACUAUAAUACUCAUGCUCUGUUCACCAACACUGUCAAAGGCUCAACCCCAGCUUCGACAUUGGCCACUGGUCUCGCUGUUUGUGAGGGCUAUGCUGGUUUGUUUACCGCACUUGCAUCAAAAGCUGGACUUGAGAGCAUGGUUGUCGGAGGUCAUGGAAAAGGCCUUGGAUUCGAGGCAAUAGGUCCCGGGGCUCCACUGCCUGCUGAGGAUGCAACAGGUCAUGCCUGGAAUGUGGUUAAAAUCGACAACGGUCAGUGGAAGUUGAUCGAUCCUUGCUGGGGAGCUGGUCAUGUCAAUGGUUGGGGCAAGCCCUACGAGAGAUCAUUCCAUCCUAUCCAUUUCAUCGGCAGCAACGAAGAGUUUGGCCGCAGCCAUUUCCCGAGCGACAAGAACCGUUUCUACAGAAGUGAUGGCAGACAAACGAUCACCUGGGCGGAAUACCUACUAGGUGACACAAAUGGUCAAGCUCCUGUACAGACAUUUGGAAACAUGACAACCGAGGAGGGCAUUGACGAGAACUCAGUCUCACCAAGGAUUAAACAGAUUUCGGUUAACGACCCGCAAUCUUACAUCCGCUUCCAAUUCAACAAAGUCUGCCCUCACUGGGACAACGAGCGGAACGGAAAAGGCAAGCACUACUUGUACCUAAUCUUUUUGCCUGAAGGUAAUGGCAGACCGGCGCGUGAAGUUCCUCUACAGACCAAUGGAUAUUUCUGGUGGGUCGAUGUACGCCCCAGUGAGCUCGGACAAGCAGGCCAGGAGAUCAAGCUGGGCACAGUAACCACAUGGAAAGGCCGGGACGGUAGAGGAAUGGUGGAGAGCGAUUACAACAAACAGGGUGGAUUUGCGGGUGCCUAUGCCUUUGCUGCCAGGUGGGAGCUUGUGUAA